AUGACGAAGGAGCCAAACACAGCUUUGAAUGGACAAGACCAGUAUGGGCCGGCAUCGGUGGUCGUCCUCAGUCCGAACCCACACAACCAGCCCUCGAAUGGCGAAGGACAACAGAAACGCUCAGCUCCCCCUUCAGAGCCUCAACCUCCCGUCAAGAGGAAACGAGGCAGACCACCCAAGCAACCCAAAAAAACAGAGAAGAAACCUGAUGACAACCCAAUCUGGGAUAUUCCAACCUCUUCUCCAGCAAUGGCUCCAGUGAAAGGACCCGAACAGCAACCCGUACUGGAUAUCCCAUCAACCAACGAGAAAAUAGCGAUGGCAGAAGAUCCCAGUGAACAGCAGAGCAACCCGAAACCCGACGUCCCGAGGCAAGAAAAAGAAGGAGAAGAGGAAGAAGAAGACAAGACAUCCCAUACCAAGAUGCCUCAGUCUCACGAAACAACUGCUCAUCGAGCAGGCGAGAUUCUCGUCCGCAACGUCUCCAGCCUGCAGACGCUAGUGAAUAAGAUCCUAGAAGUCGACGGACGCAGGUCCGGUGUUAAAAACGCGAAUUCCUGGCGGGAGUUUCGCUGCUACCGCAACAAUCAGGAUAUGGGCAGUCUCUGGGAUGUGAGGCAAGCGUGGUUUCUCAGUCAGGGGAAGAAGCGAAUGGAUGAAGAGGAAGAGAAUGAGGAGGAGGAGGAGGAGGAAUCGGAAUGGGAGGAAUAA
Messenger RNA from Penicillium lagena, 711 nucleotides. RefSeq lists its product as uncharacterized. NCBI's taxonomy places the organism in Eukaryota, Fungi, Ascomycota, Eurotiomycetes, Eurotiales, Aspergillaceae. The record is from RefSeq and is a predicted model, not a curated record. Bases 1 to 711 code for a protein of 236 amino acids. The transcript has a single exon.